AUGACUGGAGUGAAGCGAGACGGGCGCACCAGCGAGGGGUUUCUUCGGGCUCUACAGAACACCGAGGAUCCCUCGAUCGUCGACGCGGAGCUGCUGCUGCUGCUGCAGGACCUCGCCUCCCCCACGGAGGAUCCCAUCUCUCUCUCGCCAGCGGGUCUCUGUCAUUUACUGCAACUCCUCGUUGAGCGCACAAAUGACGCUUGGCUGGAGGUCAGGAAAAAAAUCGCGUUUGUGUUUGCUGACGUGGUGUCAAAAGGGCACGGUGACGUGUUGGCCGACGCUCUGAUCUACGGCAAGCUGCGGCAGACAACUAGAGGCGAGGCUCGCGCCAGCCACAUUGACCUCGUCGACACCGCUGAUGAUAACUCGGACUCUGCCAUGGCGUUAAGACAGCUGAAGUAUUUCAUUGGAAAACUGGCGUCUGCCCACGGGACGGUGGAGCGCUGCGUCCCUGCAGCCGACGUUUUCCGUACGUUCACGCGCGUGCCCAGUCUUUUGGAGAUUAUUCUAUCACCCGCUGAGUUGCUGAGUGACACAACGGAAGGAAAGACGUCCGCGCAACCUGACCCUAAGCAUGGUCGAUUUCACGAGUCAUGCGUUGGUAUUCUCUGUCGUAGUGUUGCGUCAUACACAACUGUCUUUUGCACCGAGACGUGGCGUUCCUUGACGACGGCCCUCUAUACAAACAAAGGCCUCUCGGCCUCUUUGCUGCUGCACUAUUUUAAGGACUUUGUAGCAAUGCUGACGGACUGCCUAUUGGGUCGAAACUUUGUCGCCAGGCUACACGCUUUGGAGCUACUUGCCGCUGUCCUUGAAGAUUCCGCCUUUCUGAAGGCCCGAAGAAAGUUUGCCGAGUCUCCCGCAUUACUUUGCGCUUUGCUUCCCUUGACAAACAGCCCCUCUGCACACAUUCGAUUUCUUGCAUUUGACACUCUCAAGGUAUUUAUUGCGAAGGGGAACAAGCCCGCUCCUAUCAGGUACAUUCUUUGCGUCAAUCGUGACAUGCUUGCUCGGUACGUGGAAGAUUACUCCACAAAGGAAGUUGCGAUCAACAAGCGUCUGGAGAUUGAAAAGCAAAAAUUGCUGCAGAGUCUCACCGCCCUCGAACCGUUGACGCACGAAGAAGAGUUGCUGCUUGGCGUCUAG
This is a messenger RNA of Trypanosoma conorhini, 1146 nucleotides long. RefSeq lists its product as uncharacterized. NCBI's taxonomy places the organism in Eukaryota, Euglenozoa, Kinetoplastea, Trypanosomatida, Trypanosomatidae. Gene Ontology annotation, biological process: intracellular signal transduction. The record is from RefSeq and is a predicted model, not a curated record. The transcript has a single exon. Bases 1 to 1146 code for a protein of 381 amino acids. Gene Ontology annotation, molecular function: protein serine/threonine kinase activator activity.